Molecule: messenger RNA, 1099 nt
Organism: Xiphias gladius (swordfish)
Lineage: Eukaryota; Metazoa; Chordata; Actinopteri; Istiophoriformes; Xiphiidae
Product: protein phosphatase methylesterase 1-like
Exons: 13
Coding region: 1-1092 (363 amino acids)
Biological process (GO): protein demethylation
Molecular function (GO): protein methylesterase activity
Source: RefSeq, a predicted model, not a curated record
AUGUGGGAGGAGAACUUUGAUACAGAGCAGUCGACUAGUGAGGUUGGCCGUAAGAUAGACUACUCGCCAGUGUCAUGGCGGGAGUACUUUGAGCAGAUGGAGGAUGUGAGCGUCGGGUUGGCCGACAGCGGGGACGUCUUCAGGAUUUACAAAGCGGGGAGCGAUGGACCUCUGCUGGUUCUGCUGCAUGGAGGGGGACACUCGGCCCUGUCGUGGGCCGUCUUCGCCACAGCCAUCGCCAGCAGAGUGACCUGCAGGGUACUUGCCAUGGACCUCAGGGGUCACGGUGCCACUCUGGUCCGCCAAUCAGAUGACUUCUCAACUCAAACCAUGUCCAGCGAUGUAGCCAAUGUGAUUCGGGCCUGCUAUGGUGACACUCCUCCCCCCAUCGUCCUGAUUGGCCACGGAGUUGGUGGGGCGAUCGCGGUGCACACAGCCAGCAACAUGCUGCUACCAACCACUGUGGGUCUGGUGGCCAUAGACGUCGUGGAAGGCAGUGCGAUGGAUGCACUCCACAGCAUACAGAACUUCCUGAAGGGAAGACCCAAGUCCUUCAAGUCCAUGGACCACGCUAUAGAGUGGAGCGUCAAGAGUGGACAAAUCAGGAACCUGGAAUCUGCCAGAGUCUCGAUGGUUGGCCAGAUCAAAAGAUGUGAGGUGGAGGAGGCUGACACUCUGGAGCAGCCCAGCCCGGUGACUGACGUGGUCGUCGAGCGCAACGAAGAGUUCUACGAUCAAAGCUACGUCAACGACAAAGAAAACGCUGCCUCAGAGACUGUGUACAAGUGGCGUAUAGACCUGUCAAAGUCAGAGAAGUAUUGGGAUGGCUGGUUUAGAGGAACGUCCAACCUCUUCCUGGCCUGCAACCUACCCAAACUCCUCUUAUUGGCGGGAAUCGACCGGCUGGACAGAGAUCUGACUAUUGGCCAGAUGCAAGGUAAAUUCAUGAUGCAGGUGCUGCCCCCCUGUGGUCACGCAGUACAAGAGGACAAACCAGAGAAAGUGGCUGAGGCUGUGGCCGCCUUCCUGUUGAGACACAAGUUUGCUGAAACCAGAAGAGAAACCAAGAGCUCCAACUCUUUGACGCGAUGAGAUCUGC